AUGACAUGACAAUACGGAAGUGCUCUUCUAAUUCAUUUCAUAACUACAACAUCGUUUAUUUAUCGUUCUAGACAACCUCUAAGCACUGUAUAUCCAACGGACAUAGCAAAAUGGCACAAGAAUUUGUGGAAACCAAAAUUAAGGGAGAUAAAGUUGUUUUGUUUAUAAAGCCAACGUGCUCGUAUUGUGUGAUGGCCAAAGAUGUUCUUUCAAAGUACAAAUUCAAACCUGGACAUCUGGAGUACAUUGAUAUCAGUGGACGGAGCGACAUGGGUAGUUUACAGGACUACUUUCUGGAAAUAACAGGGGCCAGGACCGUCCCACGGGUUUUCAUCGGCAAGGAGUGUGUGGGAGGAGGUUCUGACGUGGCAGAGAUGGACAAGAGUGGUAAACUGAAGGAAAUGAUGCAGUCCAUCGGAGCGCUGCAGUGACGCACACUGGGUUCAGGAAGUGACAGCAGGGUGAGCAGGGUCACAUGACUAGACAGCGGGACUUGCGAAGUUUGCGUCGCCGUUGCUGGUACUCGCUCAGCUCCUGUAGGUAACCCCUGGACGGCCACCGAAGUCUCUCCACCUGCUCUCGCUCCUCCUCUUUUGGGACGCAAAAGAAAGAAAGAGGGAUUUUCUUUGUUUUGCUUGCUUGCUGUCGGAAUGAUAUUGUAAUUCUCGAUAGUUAUCAAUAUCAUUAUCCAUUUAAACAAUACGAUGCCGUAGCCAUGCAUCUCUAUAUGCAAAACAUGCGUACACAAACAAACAUACAUAGACAAAGCAUGCUAUAUCCCCUUGUUUGUUUCUGCCAAAUCAAAAGCCAUCACCUUGCCUACACGCUUAACUGAUACAAUUGUGUUUACACUUUGAACCUGUGGACCAAUGCCAAUAAGCCUCUGCCAUGCCCAGUUUUGAGAGAACUCAAACUAUUCACUUCACUUGUGCCCUUACAGACCCGUCCAUUUGACCCUAAAUAUGCACUUGUGUAUGAGAACUACAUCAUGAAAAUAAACAUGCUUAACAUGCUUACUAAAACCA
This is a messenger RNA of Osmerus eperlanus (European smelt), 1025 nucleotides long. RefSeq names its product glutaredoxin (thioltransferase) (gene glrx). Gene Ontology annotation, molecular function: glutathione disulfide oxidoreductase activity. The record is from RefSeq and is a predicted model, not a curated record. Gene Ontology annotation, cellular component: mitochondrion. NCBI's taxonomy places the organism in Eukaryota, Metazoa, Chordata, Actinopteri, Osmeriformes, Osmeridae. Bases 111 to 431 code for a protein of 106 amino acids. The transcript has 3 exons.